GCUGUCCCUCCCUCCCUACUGCACACACACACACACACACACACACACACACACACACACACACACACACACACACACACACACACGUACACACACGGACACUCAUACCCACAGACGGAGCGGGACUGAGCGGAGCUGUGUGCCCGGAGAGGAGGACUGAUGACCGUCAGACGAUGGGACUCCGCGUGUUUCUGAACAAACUGUGUUAACCGAAGGACCCUGAACGUCUCUGACGAGUUGACCAAUCACAGACAAGGGUGCUGAAGGCUCAGAGGUCAGACAGAGGUCAGAGGUCAGGGGUGAGGGGUCACCAUGCAGAGUAUAAAGUGUGUUGUCGUGGGCGACGGCGCCGUGGGGAAGACCUGCCUCCUCAUCUCCUACACCACGGGAGCUUUUCCCAAAGAGUACAUCCCCACUGUUUUCGACAACUACAGCAGCCAGGUGACGGUGGACGGUCGGACCAUCAGCCUGAACCUGUGGGACACAGCAGGGCAGGAGGAGUACGACCGGCUGAGGACCCUGUCCUACCCCCAGACCAACGUCUUCAUCAUCUGCUUCUCCAUCUCUAGCCCCGCCUCCUACGAGAACGUCAAGCUCAAGUGGCACCCAGAGGUGUCCCACCACUGCCCUAGCGUUCCCAUCUUGCUCGUGGGCACUAAGAGCGAUCUGCGGGCCGACUCGGAGACCCAGAGGAAGCUGAAGGACCAGAACCAGGCUCCCAUCAGCCACCAGCAGGGCGCCGCGCUCGCUCGCCACAUCCACGCCACGCGCUACCUCGAGUGCUCGGCCCUCAACCAGGACGGCAUCAAGGACGUGUUCACCGAGGCGGUGAAGGCCUUCCUCAACCCCGCGCCCGCCUCGGUCAAGAAGCCCUGCGUCCUGCUGUAGGACCGGGCCUCGAACGCAACACGCAACCUUUCUGUCGGAGAGACUGUUAUAGGAAAAAAUGUCUGUUUAACCCUCGUGUUGCAUUCAGGUCCAAACUGGAAAUCAACACUUAUUUUUCGAUGCUUUUUUUUCAACAUUUUUGACGGGGUUUUUGUGGCUUUUUUUAACCCCUCGUGUUGCCUUCACUGUCGGCCAUGAACUUUAAAUUUAAAAAUGCAAUUUUAUUUGGGUUCUCAGCUGUCCUAUCUAUCUUUUUUUUUUUUUUUUUUAGAUUAUUUUUGGGCAUUUACGCAACUUUUUAUGACUUUUCCUCAAA
Messenger RNA from Perca flavescens (yellow perch), 1204 nucleotides. RefSeq names its product ras homolog family member Gb (gene rhogb). The record is from RefSeq and is a predicted model, not a curated record. Bases 313 to 888 code for a protein of 191 amino acids. The transcript has 5 exons. Lineage: Eukaryota; Metazoa; Chordata; Actinopteri; Perciformes; Percidae. Gene Ontology annotation, biological process: small GTPase-mediated signal transduction. Gene Ontology annotation, molecular function: GTPase activity; GTP binding.